AAUACCAACUUCUCCCUGAGUGAAGUACAUGAGAGAAGCAACUCCCUAUGUGAAGAAAGGCUCUCCUGUUUCAGAAAUUGGGUGGGAGACGCCUCCCCCCGAAUCUCCCCGCUUGGGUUGUGCCUCUGCUGACCCCCUGUCGCAGCUUUCGCUCUCCAUCCACAGAGACAAGAAGACAAUACCGCUCAAGAUGUGCUACGUGACGCGCAACAUGACGGUGUCAGACCCCGAAAACAGACUUAUUGAAGUUCAUUCACCUGAUGCCAAGCACACCGUGGUGCUCAGGAGUAAGGAUUCGGCUACAGCCCAGGCCUGGUUCAAUGCCAUCCACUCCAGUGUCAAUGAGCUCAUCCCCAGGGUGAUUGCAGAGGUCAGAGACCAGCUGGGUAAAACAGGGAUUGCUGGAAGUCGAGAGAUUAGGCACCUAGGCUGGCUUGCAGAAAAGGUGCCAGGAGACAAUGAGAAGCACUGGAAACCAGUGUUAGUGGUCUUGACGGAGAAAGACCUCUUAAUAUAUGAGAGCAUGCCACGGAUGAAGGAAGCUUGGUUCAGCCCUCUGCAUACCUACCCCCUGCUAGCCACCAGGUUGGUCCAUUCUGGCCCAGGAAAAGGCUCACCGCAGUCAGGGGUGGAUUUGUCUUUUGCAACCCGUACUGGUACAAGACAAGGGAUUGAAACCCAUCUGUUCAGGACAGAGACUAGCCGGGACCUCUCACUGUGGACGAGGAGCAUAGUGCAGGGCUGCCACAAUUCUGCGGAGCUCAUCACGGAAAUCACCACAUCUUGCACAUACAAAAGCCAGGAGUGCCGUUUGACCAUCCAUUACGAACAUGGAUUCUCUCUUACAACUGAACCGCAAGAUGGUGCCUUCUCUAAGACAAUAGCACAAUAUCCCUAUGAAAAACUUAAAAUAUCCUCAGAUGAUGGGAUAAGGAUGCUUUAUUUAGACUUCGGAGGAAAGGAUGGAGAAAUUCAACUGGACCUUCAUUCCUGCCCAAAACCAAUUGUGUUCAUCAUUCAUUCCUUCCUGUCAGCAAAGAUUACAAGACUUGGCUUGGUGGCAUAAGUGGGGUACAUCUGUUUCCUCAAAGAAAGACGGAGCGACCAUGCUAAUCUGAAGUACUGUCAACAGCAGCAACCCCUACAUCUAGCAGCAUACACCAGCCUGGGGUUCAGGACCGGGCCUUGGCCAUUUCUGCAGUCCUCCAAGGCCCAGGUUUCAUUUUGAUCAGCUAAAGAGGUGGCACGACAAGUAAAACAGUGGAUUUCGUUGUAAAUAAUGGGAUUUUAAAACCCCAUGUGAGACAGUAAAAGCAUGUAGUACCAUACGUGUAAAUGUUUCAGAAUCAUGAAUUGUGCCUAUUUCAAUGUACUUGUUUAUAUAGAAUAAGUAAAGGGCUAAGCAGACAAGAGCGGGUGUUGGUUGUGAUGCAAGCUCAAGGUUGUUAAGAGUAGAAGUUCUCCAAAUGAGAUUGUCCCACCACCCAAAAGUAAAAUAUUUUUUCAGUUCUAAGCUGAGCACCGCCUACAGAAGGUUUUUCUUUUGGACGCUGUCCGAACCCGUUGCUUGACGACCCAGCAGAGCACGCAAAUACGCAUCUUCGAGCAGGAUGCGCUAAAGCAAUACAGCUGUGGUCAGUGAACAGCUGGAGGGCCCCUGCCACGGGGCACUUUCAGAUCAAACAAUAGACAUCCUGUGUACAUUCCUAGUGAUGGAUCCCAAGCAAGACUAGCUGUAGCAGUGUACGGAGCACCGCCUGUCAGUGGGGCGUAGGCAGGAGCGUCCUCACGUUACCUGAAUCCAUGUUGAAACAUGACCUAAGCUUCUGCCAGCACAUUUCCCUGGCAGAGUUUUCCAACAAAAUGCCAUGCAGAGCUUCCUGUCCUCCUACGCCAGCAGUGUCACCCCCUCAGCUCUGCUGAGGCUGGCUGUGUGGUCUUGACAGAAGAGCAAAUGAGCAAAUGUGAGGAAGGAGAAAGACUUGGGGUUUUUUUUUUUUGUUUUUUUUUUUUUUUUUUUUUUUUUUUCCAGUUUUCUAGAUUAGAUCAGAAAAGGUACUAAAGCAGCUCCACAACAGUGAGGAAAUGCACCGGCGCAGGAACACGAGCUGCACUGCCAGAAAAGCCCUAAUAUGGAAGGAACUGCUCCUAUGAGCAUGACUUGGCAAGUCCAGAUUUACCUCUUGCUGGUGAAUUGCAAGAUGUUCACCUCCAUACCCUAACAUACUAGUUCCUGUUCUGCACCACAGCUUACUGUUCUAACCCGAAACAUGCGCAUUGCUGAGUUUUGGCCUUGUUCACACUUAAAUGUUGGGCACAAAGCAGACAGCAGGCGGGAAUGCUGACCUUCAUCCACAGAGAUGAUACACACAGCUUGCACCUGGAUCGACUGAAUUGGCUUAACAUGGCCGGGUGGGAACAGAAAGAAGAACAGGGAUGGCAUUUAUGUUGCUCUUAUAGGGCAACUUAUAGAACUGCUUCAUAUAGGGGUGAGGUUUUGUUUGCUUUUAGACUUUCACCCUAAAUUCACACUUCGAAGGACAGGAGCUAAUAAAUCCAAAGUCUGUGGAAGUUCACUUGCCAUAUUACACCACUUCUCGUAUUCUUGAGAAAGCACAUAAAUUUCAACUUAGCAUCACUGGGCUGGCAAAGAGGAAAAUUAAAAACACAGUUUGGUUCCAUGUUGUUUUUAAGCUAAGUCUUUGAACGUUAAGCUUAAGUCAUGCUGUUUAUUCUCAGCAUAGGAAUUCGUUCGUGGUGGUUUCCAUAGGUAUCUUAAUCAUCAAAACUAAUUAAAAAAUUAAGAUCAUGGGCUGAAUUCACAAAUACAGGAAACAAAUCACUGAAGAACAGCAGCUCAAUCUCCAUUUGGAAGAGUAGCCCCACUCCCAGCACCUCUUACCAGGCAAAAGCAAGCCCGGGAGGGGAUUCACCUGGUUGUGAGCUUUGCCUUUACUGUCAUGGUACUUGCACUUAAAAAUUAAUUCCUCGUGUAAAUUCACAAGGUAGGAGAUAACAUGGGGCAUAACUUACCAACAAUUUCCAAACAGAUGUUUGUCAUUUAGCGACCACUGCUGGUCACGUAACUUUCUGUGGCAGUUACUUGGGUCUCCUUUGGCUUGGAAGCUUCUAGGAGAGCAUCUCUGGAGAAGCUGAGAGCAGGCGGUACGCUGGGGGACCGGGUGUUUUGAGUAUGAACUCGCAUCACAUCAUCAAGUAAACUGCUGUGUCAAAUCUUUAAAAAGUGAUUCAGGACAUCUUUGUUGCUGUGCCAAGUGUAACUUAAAAAUUCGGACGCAGGCUCCUAUAAAAAAUUCCAGAGGUUAAAGUGAAAACUUGCAUACUGUGGGGUAGGUGAAAUACAUAUGUAAACUACACUGCACUAUUUCCUUAUUCCUUUAACACUCAGAAAUCACUGGAAUGUUAUACCUAACACGUAGAUGUGGUGCUUAGGGACAUGGCUUAGCAGACGCGGCAGUGCUAGGGUAACGGUUGGACUC
Egretta garzetta (little egret) is the source of this 3500-nucleotide messenger RNA. RefSeq names its product syntrophin beta 1 (gene SNTB1). The transcript has 7 exons. Gene Ontology annotation, cellular component: synapse; intracellular anatomical structure; dystrophin-associated glycoprotein complex. The record is from RefSeq and is a predicted model, not a curated record. The coding region runs from base 29 to 1066 and encodes 345 amino acids. NCBI's taxonomy places the organism in Eukaryota, Metazoa, Chordata, Aves, Pelecaniformes, Ardeidae. Gene Ontology annotation, molecular function: structural molecule activity.